Messenger RNA from Hyla sarda, 1321 nucleotides. It is a transcript of the gene RRS1, whose product is annotated as ribosome biogenesis regulator 1 homolog. Gene Ontology annotation, biological process: endonucleolytic cleavage in ITS1 to separate SSU-rRNA from 5.8S rRNA and LSU-rRNA from tricistronic rRNA transcript (SSU-rRNA, 5.8S rRNA, LSU-rRNA); ribosome biogenesis; ribosomal large subunit export from nucleus. Gene Ontology annotation, molecular function: protein binding. Gene Ontology annotation, cellular component: preribosome, large subunit precursor; nucleus; nucleolus. NCBI's taxonomy places the organism in Eukaryota, Metazoa, Chordata, Amphibia, Anura, Hylidae. The record is from RefSeq and is a predicted model, not a curated record. The transcript has a single exon. The coding region runs from base 43 to 1080 and encodes 345 amino acids.
UGUCUCCACGUGUUUCCGUUCACCGCUGCUCCUACUGUAGACAUGGCGGCCACCACCGUAGAGCAAGUGCUUGCCCAAGCGGAAAAAGAUGAGGCGGAGAAGCUGAAGCUGAUCACCGUGCACAAGGAGCUGGAGCUGCAGUUUGAUCUGGGGAACCUGCUGGCCAUAGACCCCAAUCCGCCGGAUAUUAAAGCCUUCCGGCAGCAGAACAGAGCCGCCUUCCUGAGCGCCCUCGCCCGGGAUAACACGCAGCUCCUCAUCAAUCAGCUCUGGACGCUGCCCACACAGCGGGUGCAGGAGUCUGUGGUCGUCAACUUACCCGGGCCCACCACCCGCCUGCCCAGGGAGAAGCCUGUGCCCAAGCCCCGGGCACCCACCAAGUGGGAGGAAUUCGCUAAACUGAAGGGGAUCCAGAAGAAGAAGAAGACCAACCUGGUGUGGGAUGAAGUGCACAAGGAGUGGCGGCGGCGCUGGGGCUAUAAGAGAGCCAAGGAUGGCACCAAGGACUGGCUGAUCGAGGUGCCCACAAUGGCCGACCCCAAUGAGGACCAGUUCGCCAAGAGGAUGAAAGCCAAGAAAGAGCGAGUGGCCAAGAACGAGCUGAACCGCCUGAGGAACCUGGCCCGGGCACACAAGGGCAAAGUGCCAGGAGUGGGCCUCACCCCGACCAGCCAACCCAACAAGGGGGAGCUGGGCAAAGCCAUGCAUGUAGCCAAGCGAUCCACCGCCUCAGUGGGCAGAUUCCAGGACAAACUGCCCAAGGAGAAGGAGCCCAAGAACAUGGGCAAGAAGAGGAAGUUCCAGCCCAAUGUGGGAGACUUCAAAGCUGAGAAGAGCAAACAGCUGGAGAUCCUAAAGAACAUGGACAGCAAGAAGCCCAGGCUGGAUGUCACCAAAGCUGUCAACAAGCAGAUGAGGGAGGAGGAUGCUGAGGCCUCUGCCAAGAGGAGGAAGGGCCCUAAGAAGGGCAAAGGGGGCAGAGACCGAGGGGGGCCCAAGAAGGGCAAAGGGGGCAGAGACAGAGGGGGGCCUAGGAAAGGCAAGGCACCAGCCAGGGGAGGGAAGGGCAAGAGGAAGUAAAAACUUAUCUACAACUAAAUGCUCAUUACCAGCUGUGGGGCAGUGAUGCCCACUAAAGUGCCACACCAGCUGCAGGAUGGAUAUGUACCUGUGAGGACUGGGGAUGUCUGUAUUGUUGCAGAGGAGGCUGCACCUUCACCUCUGGACAGAUGGAGUCUAAGUUUUUCAUUUGCAAAUUAUUUUUGUAUGUUGAGAAUUAAUUAUGUCUAUCAUAUGGGGCAAUAAACCUUCUCUGCUGUCA